UUAACUAUGAAUAGAAAAAAAAUGUUCGUUAAAAAUUCUUUGCGUGCUUCGGAUUGCCCAAUGAAGAACUCAGCGAAUAAAAAUUCUAAGUAUAUAAACGUGUUGCAAGGUUGUUUCUAGAACCAGUACGGUUCCAGCGGUUCCAGCAGGUUCCAGCAACGUUAAAAAAAGCUUGUUGAUUACUUCACCAAAAAGAGUUUUAAAAUGGCCAAGUUCGUUGUUGUAUUUCUCGCAGUGUGUUUAACUAUUUCUAGCGUUUAUUCAUUGCAAUGCUAUGAUUGUAGUGGGAAUAAAGAUGAAGUUUGUGAUAAAAUCGUAACUUGUGGGAACAGUGCGGAUUCUGCAAAUAACCAACCGGCUUGUAUUAAACGAAUCCAUAAAGUUAAUGGGGUUACCAACGUAAAAAGAGGUUGUGCUUUUGUAACAGCCCCAAAAUUCGAUACAGCUUCCGAAUGCCAAGCCGAUGAUGUCUUUUGUGCCCCCUGCAAAGAAAAUAAAUGCAAUUCAGCGUCAUCUUUGGGCAAAUUCUCCCUUUUCGGGGUUUUAACCGUUUUUGUUUCUUACAUUUUACUAAAUUAAGUAUUAAUUUGAUCAUUUUUACUUACCAAAAUAACCAAAUAAGUUAAAAAUUUGUUUCACCCAUAAAAUUGAGAUUUUGUAUUUGUAAUUAAAUUUAUCACCGAUAGAUGGCUCUUUUUUGUUAAUAACUAAAUAAAAAAUUUAUUAUGUACUUUAAGCUAAACAUACAAAAUAAAUGCAUUUGUUU
Molecule: messenger RNA, 766 nt
Organism: Onthophagus taurus
Lineage: Eukaryota; Metazoa; Arthropoda; Insecta; Coleoptera; Scarabaeidae
Source: RefSeq, a predicted model, not a curated record